UAUGUGUACCUCUUCCGCUUUCAUUUUAUCAGUGAUAGUCGAAUAUUUAGAAACAGCAUGGCAAGCAAACAAACAGUAGUUGAUAGUAUUCUCACUACAUCUCCAUCUAUUCCUAGCACAACAGUCGAAAAUGCUGCGUUAAUAGACAUUGACGAAGGAUUGUUAAUGUCUUCUAAUGUGGUCCAUGAUCUUAAAGAAUUCAGACAAAACACAGAAACUGUAUUAAAAAGAAUAAGCAGAGAUGCAACACAAGUUCUGUUUAAUUCCCUGUGGCAGCUACCAGUAGAACAAGUUGAAGGCAACUAUCUCAUUACACUUCCUGAAAUAAAGAUGUGGCUACCAAGAGAAAAACCAGUGCCUAAGAAAAAACCCUUAACAAAAUGGCAGGAAUAUGCUAAAGGAAAAGGAAUAUUAAAUAAAAAGAAAAGCCGCAUGGUUUAUGAUGAAGCAUCUGGGGAGUAUAAACCCAGAUGGGGUUAUAAAAGAGCUAAUGAUGAUACAAAACAGUGGCUCAUCGAAGUUCCAGCUAAUGCAGAUCCUUUUGAAGAUCAAUUUGCUAAAAGGCAAACAGCAAAGAAGGAAAGAGUUGCUAAAAAUGAGCUGCAUAGAUUGAGAAACAUUGCUAGAGCUCAAAAAGUCAAAGUUCCUGGUGUAGGUUUAACUCCUACUGAGAAUCCAAGCAAGGAUCACUUAUCUAAAGCCUUAGCAGUAGCACAUAAAUCUACAGCAUCCAUUGGGAAAUUUACAGAAAAGCUUCCAAAAGAAAAACCUUCAAAAUUUACAGGCAAAAAAAGAAAGUUUGAACCAUCUAUUGGCAACUUGAUGAAGGAGAAAGAAAAGCAGUUACAGAUGCUUGAAAUUAAUGCCAAAAAGAUUCCAACAAUUGAUGUCACCAAAGCUACAAACAGAGCAUUGAGAGAAGAAGAAAGAUCUAAAACUCAAGAAAGACGUCCGAGUAAAAAGACCCCAAAGAAGCUUAGAGGAAAAAAAGCAGCUUUGGGCGGUGAAAAGGUCAGAAAAGGUGGAGGUAACAAGAAAACAAGAGGAAAGAGGAGGCUUUAAGAGCAAUUAGUUAAUUCUUGACAAAAACCUGUAUAUAAUGUAUAGAAUAAAACCACACAAAAAAUAA
Molecule: messenger RNA, 1129 nt
Organism: Biomphalaria glabrata
Lineage: Eukaryota; Metazoa; Mollusca; Gastropoda; Planorbidae
Product: ribosome biogenesis regulatory protein homolog
Exons: 10
Coding region: 58-1062 (334 amino acids)
Biological process (GO): ribosomal large subunit export from nucleus; ribosomal large subunit biogenesis; endonucleolytic cleavage in ITS1 to separate SSU-rRNA from 5.8S rRNA and LSU-rRNA from tricistronic rRNA transcript (SSU-rRNA, 5.8S rRNA, LSU-rRNA)
Cellular component (GO): nucleus; nucleolus; preribosome, large subunit precursor
Molecular function (GO): protein binding
Source: RefSeq, a predicted model, not a curated record